UCGCGUUCCCCUCCCGAAAAAAAAAAAGAUGAGCAACCUCCGCCGCCGCCCCUGUUCGCCGUCGGCGUCGUUGCCGCUGGACGACGACGACCUGCUCUCCGAGAUCCUCCUCCGCCUCCCACCGCAUCCGUCCUCCCUCCCGCGCGCGUCUCUCGUCUCCAAGCGCUGGCGCCUCCUCAUCUCAGACCCUCGCUUCGUCCGCCGGUUCCGCAUCCACCAUCGCCGCCACCCUCCUCUCCUCGGUUGCUUCGUCAGAACGGCCAGCGGCCUAUCCUUCGAGCCUACCAUGUCGGCCCCCAACCGUGUCCCGUCCGGGCUGCUGCGCUUCGACAGCGGCGACUUCUCCCGGCCCCUCGGAUGCCGCCACGGCCUCGCGCUCUUCUCCGGCCAUCCGCCGCAGCGGUUCCUCGUGUGGGACCCCGUCACGGGCGACCAGCACCGGCUACCCGUUCCUCCGGGGUUCCAUCCGGGAACGGACCUUGAGGUCAACGGGGCGGUGAUUCGCGCCGCCGGAGAAGGAGACGCCCACUUCCGGGUGGCGUUUGUGGCAGCAGGCAAGGCACUAGCCCUCGCGUGUGUUUACUCGUCGGAGACCGGCUUAUGGGGCGACAUCAUCUCGACGCCGGUUGCAGUGAAGACCAACCCCCUGGCUAGGCGUUUCCCGGCUCUUGGUCGCCACAUCGUUUCUCCAGAGCACGCUGUGCUGGUUGGGGAUUCCCUUUACUGGCAGCUUACUGGUUGGGAAUCAAGAAUACUUGAAUUCGAUCUCGAGAACCAGAGCCUAGCUGUGAUACGGGUGCCUCUCGAUGUGUGGUAUGAUGGUGGAACCUUCACGAUUACAAGGGCAGCUGGUGGUGGACUGGGUUUCCUCUUCCUGUCUGAAUUCACUGCACAAGUAUGGGAGAGGAAUAUCGGCUGCGAUGGUGUUGCUUCAUGGGCGUUGGUGACAACUACUGAUCUAGACAAGCUACUUUCCCUGGUUCCAAAGCUUCACUAUAACAUAGAGAUACUUGGGUUUGCUGAGGAAAACAAUGUGGUGUUCCUGAUGACAGCGAGGAGUGUCUUUUCGGUCCAGCUCCACUCAUUGCAGUUCAAGAGACUAUCUGAGUUCAACGUCACAGCUGAAUAUUAUCCAUUCGAAAGUGUCUAUACUGCAGGUAUCUAAAGGUCACUCUGGUGGGUUGAGAACUUGAGAUGCAGAAAUGGCUUGUUUGCUCCAGGUUCUUGCUUGUUGGACUAUCCAUGGCGAAAUUCACCCUCUAUAUAGUGGUGAAGUUGGCUUGCAGCUCGCUUCAAUUAAUUAAGUACUAUCUUUCAGUUGGUGUUUCUUGGAGUAUCAAGAUGUUCCAUUUUGUGGGGCUAUUACUUUGCGGUUGCUGAGAGGGUCCUUUUUUUUUUUGGAUAAAUUUGUGUUUCACAAAAAAAAAAACAGUUCAAAAACAUUUUGAACUCAAAUAUCUCUGCGCCUGUUU
Molecule: messenger RNA, 1472 nt
Organism: Lolium perenne
Lineage: Eukaryota; Viridiplantae; Streptophyta; Magnoliopsida; Poales; Poaceae
Product: F-box protein At5g03970-like
Molecular function (GO): protein binding
Source: RefSeq, a predicted model, not a curated record